Messenger RNA from Diaporthe amygdali, 649 nucleotides. RefSeq lists its product as uncharacterized. The record is from RefSeq and is a predicted model, not a curated record. The annotation marks the transcript as partial. The transcript has 3 exons. Lineage: Eukaryota; Fungi; Ascomycota; Sordariomycetes; Diaporthales; Diaporthaceae.
AUGCACAGCCCCAGGGAUUGGCUUCAGAACCUGACUCUCGAUCUCAUCCUCGUACUGCAAGUUCUGCGGACCUCUCGCGUCCUCCCUUCCCAUGGCGGAGGCAAGAAUCUCUUCAGCGACCUAUCGAAAUUCAACGAUGAAGUUAACUCUGAUAAUUUUGACUUCGACUUAUCCGCCAUCUCGUCAAUGCCGUCCUUGCCGACAAAGCGGACAGCGAGAUCUGGAACCAGGACGUCCUUCGCGGAUUCAUCGGAACACCGCAAGUAUGUGGAUGAUGUGCUGAAGGAGGAGCUCGGCGCUAUGCAUGUCGGGCUCCGCAAAUUCGACGGGUCAUAUUUCGGAGGUGUGGCCGAUCUCGAGACAGUGUCCGUUGCGUUCUUCAAGCAGUGCAUCAAAGGCAGCACUCCGCUCUUUGAUGAUGGAUGGACGGGAUGGCCAAAAGACGCGAACCAGGUUGAUGUGCUGGACUGGUUUGCGAGGUUCAGCGACAGUCUGUCAACUUUUCCGGAAGUCUACAAGUCGAGUCCCGUACGCCAGCGGAGACCAUUAACGAGACCUAAUGAACCGAUCGUCGGCUCUAUCGCGAAACGCAAGAUGGAUGUCGGAGUCGUGAACGACUCGAAAGCCAAGAAAAACUCCAGAUGGCCUC